AACCGCACUUGUUUAUAAUUCGAGAUUAUUCGAGAUCGGCAAAUUUUCCGGCUAUAAAUUGUUUAUUAUUUGGCCGCAAUUUGCUGACGAGGGAUUUCUCGAGGAAUUUGAACGAGUAAAUUGCCAAAUUCGAACAUGAACGCCUUACGUUCGUGUGUUAAGACUGUUAUUCUGGGUAAAGGAGUACGAACUUCGAAUUACCAAGGACAGAGAUUCAUCAAAAGAUUUGUAGCACCAACGCAAAAGGAAAUAACCAAACGCAAGAGGAAGCUCGGUGAACAACCGGAGCCGAAACGUAGCACCUUUCUCGAUUGGAAUAGAUCCGCGGAGGUUUACGCCUUCAACGAACGACUGUCCGAAAGUUUCGAUACGGAAAAAUUGGAGCAAGCCUUCACUCACAGGUCGUACAUCAUUCAAGAGGAGAUGAGGCAGAAAGACAUGGGAAUAGAAGAUCCCGUACUCACUGUACAAGACAACACUGAGUUUGUUAGGAAAGGCGAUAAGCUCAUAUCGGAAAUUGUGCAGAAUUACUUGGGUCAAAGUUUACCACAGGCACCCGAGGAUGUCAUAAACUCAUUACACGACUACCUUCUUUCCGAGGAAAUUCUGGCUGAAGCUGCUUCCCAUAUUGGAGCAAAAGAUAUCAUCUUAACAGAGGAACAUCCGGUGACUCAGAAGACUUUAGCCGACACUUUUCUCGCACUUGUCACGGCACUCGCGGAAAGUGUAGAUGUAAAUCAUGCAGCCAAUUUUGUUAAAGAUUUCCUGAUUGUUAUAUUAGCUGAGAAGGAUCUACUGGAAAUAUGGAAGCCAGAUCAGCCAGUAGAACUUUUAAACGACGUUUUACGAAAACGAAAUAGAUCGCCUGCCGAACCAAGACUCAUCGGACAUGCGGGGCAAAAUACGCUCUUAGUAACAUAUCAUGUAGCAAUGUAUUCCGAUAAAGAAUUUCUAGGAUCAGGAUUUGGUCAAACAAUACAGGAAGCCAAGGAUGUGACUGCCAUUAAUAUUUUAGGCCGAAUAUUUGGAAUAAUAGAAUCUAGUAAACCACUUCAAUUUAAUAAAACAACAAAUCUAGCUUUGUAAACAAAGCAAAUUUUAUUUUUUUAAAAUUAGCGCAGUAAUGUUAAAAUUAUCUUUCUUGUAUAUAUGAAAUAUAAAAUAUAUGAAAUACUAGAGAGAGACCUGAGAAUGGUUCUUUAAAAAAAAGUUAAGACAGUACGGCUAUUCGAGGAAGUGGAUUAGAUGAACAAAGAAGUUUAAAAAAUAGAUUAUUCGUCUUAAUUUAUCUAGCACACUUCAAUCUUAAUUUAACACAGAAGAAAACUACAAAAUCGUGGAUAUUAUCUACAAAUUUCAUAGACAUCACUUAAUUCCAUAUCCACAUUUUAUGAACAUAGAGGUGUCUGAAAGUAAAAUUACAGUUUUGUGGCCGUUCUCAGGCUUCUCUGGUAAUCCAAAGAGAGCGUAAUGGCAUUUUUUACUUUGGAUCAUAUAUGUAAUAAUCUCAUUACAUAUAUGCAAAAUACAAAGUAGAAAUAUCUACAAUUCGAAAAACGAAAUUUGGCAAAACGAUUAAAGGAAUCGGCAGAAUCAUGUAUAAAUCUUUCUCGUGAAUUGAGCGAAUAUAAGGACAAUUGUAAAAAA
Messenger RNA from Monomorium pharaonis (pharaoh ant), 1647 nucleotides. It is a transcript of the gene mRpL44, whose product is annotated as 39S ribosomal protein L44, mitochondrial. Gene Ontology annotation, molecular function: double-stranded RNA binding; ribonuclease III activity. The record is from RefSeq and is a predicted model, not a curated record. The transcript is spliced from 5 exons. Gene Ontology annotation, biological process: RNA processing. Bases 136 to 1086 code for a protein of 316 amino acids. Lineage: Eukaryota; Metazoa; Arthropoda; Insecta; Hymenoptera; Formicidae.